Messenger RNA from Condylura cristata (star-nosed mole), 1590 nucleotides. RefSeq names its product Ig-like V-type domain-containing protein FAM187A. The transcript has a single exon. NCBI's taxonomy places the organism in Eukaryota, Metazoa, Chordata, Mammalia, Eulipotyphla, Talpidae. The record is from RefSeq and is a predicted model, not a curated record. Bases 296 to 1567 code for a protein of 423 amino acids.
ACACCUGGGCCCCUGCUUCUCAUUUGGAUUUCCUAUGCCCCAUUCUUGGGCAAGUGCCAGUGUUCUAGAAAGGGGAGAGGGGGCCAAGUUCUAGAAUGUUUUUCCCUCUAGGUCACCCCUGGAACAUUAGAAGGAGCUUGUACAUCACCUGGGAAUAAAUUGCCAAAUGUUUGACUGAUUCCCACAGGUUGUCGCCUCUUUGCCUGCCUGCUCAUCCUCCCCUCACAGAGAUGCCUCCCCCCGCGGUGGUUUCUAAGACUCCAUAGACCCCUAGUGACUUUUCCCUCUUGCCGUCAUGAACCUGGCCCACACCGCUGUGCUCCUGUGGGUAUGGGGGAGCCUCCAGGCCUUUGAAAUCGUGGAGAAGGAGAACAUCUUUCAGAAGACCCCCUGCCCAGCUUUCCUGUUAUUUGACAACGCGGCCUACCUGGCUGACAUGAGCUUCGAGCUCCCUUGCCACUGCAAGCCGGAGGAGGUGUCCGCCGUUGUCUGGUACUACCAGGAACACCUGGGCAGCAGCCACACAAAGGUGCUGACAGACUUCGAUGGGCGGAUGCUGACCGAGGCAACCCAGGUGCGUGUGGGCAGCGACAUGCUGGUCCGCUUCAGCAUCCGCAUGUUCAACCUCUUGGUCUUCCGGGCUCAGCCUGAGGACUCGGGCUUGUAUUUUUGCGGCAGCAGGAAGGGGGACUACUUUUAUGCCUAUGAUGUGGACAUUCAGAGCAAUAAGAGAGUACUGGCCACCUUCCAAGACGAGGGUCAGGAGCCCUUUGAAGACCAGUACAGCGGGAAACUCCACAUCUUCACCACCUUCUGGGAGUGGACCCCCUGCGACCGCUGUGGGGUACGUGGGGAGCAGUGGCGCAUCGGCCUCUGCUAUGUGAAGAGUCCGGGCCUCUCCCCCCGCUUCCGUAAUACUCUACCACAGGUAGUCUCCUGUGGCUCUCGGGCUGUGCCGAGGACGCUUCAGGCCAAGACCAAGAACCACCCACCCGAGGUGCUGAUUCGGAGCUGCAUGGUGGCCUGUGAGAAGGAGAAGGAGAAGUCGGCCAAGAAGCCAGUGUUCUCCAUCUUCAACUAUGUGUCCAAAGUGGGCAGCCAGCCCUGGGUGCCCCAGGUACCCAUUCAGUUCCACCAACAGAUGCUGGGCCAUGGACUCAUCAUCUCCUGUCCCGGGGCUCGGCCGGAGCACGCCGUGGCCUGGGACAAGGACCAGCAGUACCUCUAUCGCACAGAGUUCCUGAAGGGCGUCAACAAGUCCAUGAGGGUGUUCAUCGACCAUGGCAACCACCUUCACAUCCGCUUUGCCCAGCUGGAUGACCGGGGCAUCUACUAUUGCUGGCGGCAAGGGGUGAAGGUCGCUGGGUUCCGACUGGGCAUGACAUCUCGAGGGAAAUACCAGGCCUCUCUGUCCGACCCUGAAACUCGCUCUGCUAUGACUCUCACCCUGAUGGGCUACCUGCUCGUCACAGCUCUCUUUGUCACUAUUCACCUCUGCCUUUGCUGCAAUUACUGGUUUUCCUGCUGUCCUAGUUUUGGCUCUAAUAUUCCUCUUCCUGGGCGCUGAAGACCAGUUGUACUUACGUGUGU